AUGUCGAUCAAUGUGAUUCACGGCGGUAUCGCGAUAAAGACGAUUCCUGUCCAUUGCAUUUUCAACGAGUUCUGCAACCCACCUCACAUGGAACAUGUAGAUGGCCAAAAAUGCGCUCCUGGCUACGUCCCGAACGAUCCGCUUCCGGAGAUAAAGGAACACAGUGAUGCUGACAUAGUCAUCAAAAACCUUCUCUCCGUCCGCUCGCUCCACGACGCCGAGAAGAAUGCCUUCACUGCACUGGUUCGUGUUAUGAUUGGUGACCGGGACACGCAGACGCUUGGUGACAACACGGAGGCUGACCAGUAUGCUCUUAUCGGCGUUCCUGUUAUCGUCUACGGCCCUGGAAGCAUCAGAGUUGCGAACCAGGAGAAUGAGUUUGUCCCGAAGAAGCAUGUGGAUGACUGUGGGAAGAAGCGGGCCAUUCACCCUACGCGCAAGAACCAUGAUAUGUAG
Leishmania mexicana MHOM/GT/2001/U1103 is the source of this 456-nucleotide messenger RNA. RefSeq lists its product as hypothetical. The coding region runs from base 1 to 456 and encodes 151 amino acids. The transcript has a single exon. The record is from RefSeq and is a predicted model, not a curated record. NCBI's taxonomy places the organism in Eukaryota, Euglenozoa, Kinetoplastea, Trypanosomatida, Trypanosomatidae.